Molecule: messenger RNA, 336 nt
Organism: Paramecium sonneborni
Lineage: Eukaryota; Ciliophora; Oligohymenophorea; Peniculida; Parameciidae
Source: the annotation of a GenBank genome assembly
AUGCAUCAUCAUUUAAUAGCAUUUAAGUUUUGCAUAAAAGUAAUUUUAAUAUAAUUUUAAGAGGCUUUAGAAGAAAUUGAAAUAUUGAAUUUAGACUGUUUAGUUGGAUGCAAAUGUGAUUAGGAAUUCUUAAGACAAGUUCCAUUUAAUGUUGCUUAUUCAUAUGCUGAUGAAUUCGGAAUUUCUUAUAUAGAAACUUCAGCAAAAUUGAGUGUUAAUUGUUUUGAAGCAGCCAAGUAUUUGAGCAAACUUUAUCUAAAUAAAACAAACUAGAACCAAAAAAAAAAUCAGUGCAACUAACUAAUAAGAAGAAUUUUUUUAGUGUUAUUGAUUUGA